Molecule: messenger RNA, 1438 nt
Organism: Astyanax mexicanus (Mexican tetra)
Lineage: Eukaryota; Metazoa; Chordata; Actinopteri; Characiformes; Acestrorhamphidae
Product: endonuclease domain-containing 1 protein-like
Exons: 3
Coding region: 8-877 (289 amino acids)
Molecular function (GO): hydrolase activity; metal ion binding; nucleic acid binding
Source: RefSeq, a predicted model, not a curated record
UGGAAGGAUGGAAGGCUGGCUUCUGUACCUGCUGCUGUGUUGGCCUCUGGCCCAGGCCGGGGUGGUGCAGGAUUUUAACCACGUGGAGAGGUGUAAAGACUCGCUGUACAUGGGCACCCCACCCAGGGGCUACCUGAACCGAGCCAACAAGAAAAUCUGCCAGCGUCUGCAGGACAGGCCGCGCUACGUGACCCUGUACGACCCCAAUAGGCGCAUGCCUCUCUACUCCGCAUACACCUUCAAAAAGUCGGACGGGGAGAAGAGCGUGGACCAGCCGUGGAUGUACGAACCACAGCUGGCCUCAAGUCUGGGCAGCAGCAACAUGGAGCCGUUCUCUCAGUUUGGAAAUAUUCAGAGGCUGAUGGACUCUCAGGCCACUCUGGAAGACUAUGCAGAUGUGGUCCAGUACGAGAGAGGUCACCUGAACCCUGACCAGCACCAGGCCGACCCCGUGGACAAAGCAGCCACCUUUGCUCUCACCAACAUUGUCCCUCAGUUCAGGGAGUUUAACAUAGGUCCGUGGGCACAGCACGAAGAACGAAUCAGACAGCGGCUAAACAACUACUGUCGUGGAACAGCCUACCUGGUGACUGGCACCACCACCGCUGGUAACAUGAUUCGCAGGAACAACAACAACCGGGUGGGCAUACCUGAGUACAUGUGGACGGCAUACUGCUGUACUGAUUACGACCACAAUGCCCCCUACCUGGAGCGCUACCGGUUCCCAGCCUUUGGAGCCUAUGGCCUGAACGACCGAGUCAACAACGCUGUGGUGGAAGUGCCUCUCAAAACCCUGGAGAAGUUCCUUAAGGAUCGAAUGGAAGUGGACAAGAACUUCCAGAUUUUCUACAGUGACUGUGUUUCUGAUGAAAUGUAGCUUUAAGUAUGUUUAUAUAAAUAUAUAGGGGUUGAACAAUGAAACUGAAACACCUGUCAUUUUAGUGUGGGAGGUUUCAUGCCUAAAUUGGAGCAGCCUGGUGGCCAAUCUUCAUUAAUUGCACAUUGCACCAGUAAGAGCAGAGUGUGAAGGUUCAAUCAGCAGGGUAAGAGCACAGUUCUGCUCAAAAUAUUGCCAUGCACACAACAUUAUGGGUGACAUACCAGAGUUCAAAAGGACAAGAGGACAAAUGUAGGUGCACGUCUUGCUGGCGCAUCUGUGACCAAGACAGCAAGUCUUUGUGAUGCAUCAAGAGCCACGGUAUCCAGGGUGAUGUCAGCAUACCACCAAGAAGGAUGAACCACAUCCAACAGGAUUAACUGUGGACACAGGAGGAAGCUGUCUGAAAGGGAUGUUCGGGUGCUAACCCGGAUUGUAUCCAAAAAACAUAGAACCAUGGCUGCCCAAAUCACAGCAGAAUUCAAUGUGCCCCUCAGCUCUCCUGUUUCCACCAGAACUGUCCGUCGGGACAAAAAUUAUUGUGGUCUAAAACCAGGUGUU